Molecule: messenger RNA, 1083 nt
Organism: Blepharisma stoltei
Lineage: Eukaryota; Ciliophora; Heterotrichea; Heterotrichida; Blepharismidae
Source: the annotation of a GenBank genome assembly
AUGAUUCAACUUUUCUUGAGUCUUUCGUUGGCCUCAGCCUUUUAUUAUACUGAUGACGACCUCAUUUCAGCCAAUCUUAACUGCUUUUCUUAUUCUUGCAAUAAAAAUCUCAAUCUUCUCCCUGAAACCUGUGUAUUUUACCAAGACUCGAGUUUCUACUUAAAUCCCUGUGGGAAGAUUCCAGGCCUUACUUAUUGUCCACCUAUAACCCACCGUGGAAACAGUUCUUGCAUCCCUCUCCCUCCUUCUACAUAUCACACUGCUUGGCCUGGAGAGCCUUGCACAAGCAACUCUACCUGUGCUUAUGGAUAUUGCAACGAUGAUAACAUAUGCCAAGGUCUCCAAGCAGCUGAUCCUUGCACAGUUUCAGACGAGUGUGACCCAGGUCUUAAGUGUACUCAAUUAGGUACUGGAUACAACUGCACUUUAUUAUUGUCAACAGGAGUUCCAUAUUCAGAAGGACAAGGCUGCACAAGUGAUUAUGACUGCCAGAACUGGGCUGGUUGUGAAAAUAACAUAUGCUAUGACUAUUUGUCAAGGGAAGAAGCUGAAUAUGUAAAUUGCACGCAGCCUGAAAACUUUUUGUGUGCAAGCACUAUGUGUGCAGACAAUAUAUGUGUAGGGUUUAUCCCAUCAGACCAAACUCCCCCUGUGAAAUGUGUUUCUAAUGCAAACUGCAUCUCCACUUACUACAACACUACCCCAAAUCCUACAGUAUUUUACUCUGAGUGUGAAUGUGGAUUUAAUCCUCAAGCCCAAGCAUACUGCAGCCAGUUCCCGGGAGACCCUGCAACCCUAGCCUAUCUGAAUAUUCUAAGCAAAUGGCUUUCAAGUGAUGCAAUAAAGAAAUGCCACUCGGUAAGAAGACUGUCAAUGAACUGCAUGAAGCACUAUUGGAGCCAGAAAAAUUACUUGACUUAUGCAUAUAGGUAUUAUAGCUUGUAUAAUUACCCACAGAUCCAAAACAAUGACCAGUGUGUCCAAGAAAUCUAUACAAGUGCUUACUACAAUACAGUGACUGAAUAUAAUGAUUUAAGCAGUGCAUAUGUGUUGGCUGCGAGCGUUGUUUAUUUCUUAAUUUAA